Phaethon lepturus (White-tailed tropicbird) is the source of this 1496-nucleotide messenger RNA. RefSeq names its product histone acetyltransferase p300-like. Gene Ontology annotation, biological process: positive regulation of transcription by RNA polymerase II. The record is from RefSeq and is a predicted model, not a curated record. The annotation marks the transcript as partial. Gene Ontology annotation, molecular function: histone acetyltransferase activity; chromatin DNA binding; transcription coactivator activity. Lineage: Eukaryota; Metazoa; Chordata; Aves; Phaethontiformes; Phaethontidae. The transcript has 9 exons. Gene Ontology annotation, cellular component: transcription regulator complex; histone acetyltransferase complex.
GUGCAAAUCCAAUGGGAGUGAAUGGAGGAGUAGGGGUUCAAACAUCUAAUCUGCUGCCUGACUCAAUGUUACAUUCAACCAUGAAUUCUCAAAACCCCAUGAUGAGUGAAAGCACCAACGUUGCCAGUUUGGGAGCCAUGCCAACAGCUCAACCAUCCAAUACUGGAAUUCGAAAGCAGUGGCAUGAAGACAUUACUCAGGAUCUCCGAAACCACCUUGUUCAUAAAUUAGUCCAAGCCAUAUUUCCUACUCCUGACCCUGCAGCACUGAAGGAUCGGCGUAUGGAGAAUCUGGUGGCCUAUGCUCGGAAAGUGGAAGGGGAUAUGUAUGAAUCAGCAAACAGCAGGGCAGAGUACUAUCACUUGCUAGCGGAGAAGAUCUAUAAAAUUCAGAAGGAGUUGGAGGAGAAACGAAGAACCAGGCUGCAGAAGCAAAACAUGAUCCCAAAUGCUCCGGGCAUGCCACAAGCUCCCAUGAAUCAAGGGCCCAACAUGGGACAGCCCCAGCCAGGGAUGUCUCCAAAUGGCCCUCUUCCUGACCCAACCUUGAUACGUGCCAAUGUGCCAAACCAAAUGAUGAAUCGCAUGCAGGCACAGCCAGGAAUGAAUCAGUUUGGCCAGAUGAACAUGCAGCUGUCACCGAUGGGACCCCGGCAAACCCCUCCUCUUCAGCACCCUGGACAGCUAAGCCAGGCUGGGGCCAUCAACCAGAUGGGAUUUCCUUCACGUAUGCAGCAACCAGGUGUUGGCCAGCCUUCUGGUCAGAAUCAGUUUCUACAACAGGCCCAGUUCCCUGCUUCUUCCCCGGGAAUGAACACAGCAAGCAUGCCUAUGACGCAGCCUGGCAAUCAGACACCAGUUUCUCAAGCACAAAUGACGAGCGCUUCCUGUCCUGUGAAUUCUCCUGCAAUGGCUCCAGGUUCUCAAGGGAGCCAUAUUCACUGCCCACCUCUUCCACAGCCUCCCAUGCACCGAAAUUCUCCUUCUCCAGUACCUAGCCGAACCCCAACACCUCACCACACGCCUCCAGGCUUGGGAUCAACACAGCAGCAGGCAGCAGCAGCUGCCACUACUGCCCCCACACCUACUCCUCAGGCAAUGCCACCUGGACCACAGUCACAAACUAUGCACCCCCCUCAAAGGCAGACUCCAACGCCUCCGCAGGCACAGCUGCCUCCACAAGUCCAGCCUCCAGUUCCAGUUACCCCUUCUGCAGAGCAACAGCAGCAGCCCUUGUCACAGCAGAGUACGACUGCAUCUGUUCCCACACCAACAGCACCGCUGCAGCCUCAGCACCCCACAACACCUCUUUCACAGCCAGCUGUAAGCAUUGAUGGGCAGGUAUCCAACCCCCCAUCCACCAGCAGCACAGAAGUGAACUCUCAGCAGACUGUUCCAGAGCAACAGCAGCCACCCUUGCAGGAGGUGAAAAUGGAUAUUAAAACAGAUGAAGGGGAACCAGAACAAACAGAGAUGCAAAUAGAGGAGAAUUCUGAG